CACCAUUCGAAGCCGCCGACAAUAGCAGCGAAAAAAAGAUCGUUGUGAUCUGACGAGCGCUGAAAUCACAACAUUAAAAAGCUGCCAUCAAAUAAUAGCGAGAUGGCACCCUCGCAAAAGAGAAAGAACAUUGACGACGACUUCAUCCUCACCAUCUCCGACAAUGAGGCCAAUAUCCCCGAAGAGGUAGUCGAAGCCGCUCCGCCAAAGAAGAAGGCCAAGACGACCACCAACAAGGAUAGAAAGACGAAGAACAAGAACAAAAAAAACAAAGGCGACGAUGCAGAUGAGAGGAGAGAAGAUGAGGAGGAGGACGACAAUAACGGCCUGGGAAUCUGGGGCCAGGCCGACGAGGACGACGGCGCAAUGGACUCCGACUUUGAAUUCGUCGUGGCAGAUAACGCCAAAGCCAUUGACGGAGCGGCCGAAUUCGAAGGCUGGGGGUUUGACGGUGCCAAGAGCGGCGUGACGGGCGCCGAGAAGAGGAUAGUCGAUAUCGACGACAUCAUCCGCCGACGGCGAGAAAAGAAGGAGGCCAAGGCAGCAAAAGCCAAUGGCGGUCCCAAUGGUAUCUCCAACGGUAAUAGUGCUGCUGAUGCUGCAGCAGUCGCUGCCGCCCUUGAUGCGGCAGAUGCCGAGGCAGCCGCAGCCGAGGCCGGAGUUGACCUGGACGACGAUGACGACGAGGUGCUCGCCGAAGACGGGUUCGGUAUGGGCGUAGGCUCGGGCGUCGACGAGUCCGGGGACGAGAACAUGCCAGAUGCAGGGGAUGAGGAGGACGGCGAAGAUGAAGAGCGUGACGAUGAUGACGAGGGCGACGCGGCGUCGGAUGGCGACUCCGUGGCAACGCCUCUGCACCACCCCGAUGACGAAGCGUCAAACUCGGACGACGACGACGACGAGCGUGAGGAUGCCGUAGAAGAGGCAAAGCGGAAGGAAUUCUUUGCGCCAGAGGAGGAACAGAAGCCCGGCGACAAGAAGGGCGGUCCUUCUUCUUUCCAGGGGAUGUCCCUUUCUCGCCCAAUUCUCAGAGGCCUGGCAUCCGUCGGGUUCACAAAGCCCACCCCUAUCCAGGCCAAGGCGAUACCUAUCGCGCUGAUGGGCAAGGAUGUUGUCGGUGGUGCGGUGACGGGAUCCGGAAAGACGGCCGCCUUCAUCGUGCCAAUUUUGGAGCGUCUUCUCUACCGGCCCAAGAAGGUUCCGACGUCCAGGGUAGUCAUCUUGAUGCCCACACGCGAGCUGGCAAUACAGUGUCACUCAGUGGCCGUCAAGCUAGCGAGCUACACGGACAUUAAGUUCUGUCUGGCUGUCGGCGGUCUCAGUCUUAAGGUGCAGGAGGCGGAGUUGCGCUUGCGGCCCGACGUGGUUAUUGCCACGCCCGGUCGCUUUAUCGACCACAUGAGAAACUCGCCUAGCUUCGCCAUCGAGACAAUCGAGAUCCUGGUGCUGGACGAAGCUGACAGGAUGCUCGAAGACGGGUUUGCCGACGAGCUGAACGAGAUUAUGAACAGUCUUAACAAGUCCCGGCAGACCAUGCUCUUCUCGGCGACAAUGACAUCGUCUGUCGACCGUCUGAUUCGCGCAGGUCUCAACAAGCCUGUUCGUAUCAUGGUAGAUUCGCAGAAGAAGACCGUCGGAACGCUGGUGCAAGAGUUUGUGCGGCUACGACCAGGCCGCGAGGAGAAGCGUUUGGGGUACUUGGUGCAUAUCUGCAAGACCCUAUACACAGACCGAGUCAUCAUCUUCUUCAGACAGAAGAAAAUUGCUCACUGGACUCGCAUCGUUUUUGGUCUACUAGGACUGAAGUGUGCAGAGCUCCACGGAAGCAUGAAUCAGGCGCAGCGCAUCGCCAGUGUAGAGGCAUUCCGCGACGGCAAGGUUUCCUUCCUUCUAGCCACAGAUCUUGCGUCUCGUGGCUUGGAUAUCAAGGGUGUGGAUACUGUCAUCAACUACGAAGCUCCACAGACCCUCGACGUCUACGUCCAUCGUGUUGGCCGUACUGCGCGAGCUGGCCGCACUGGUGUUGCAGUUACGUUGGCGGCUGAGCCCGACCGCAAAGUGGUCAAGGCUGCCGUCAGAGCCGGAAAAGCGCAAGGCGCCAAGAUCACGAGCCGCAUAAUCGAGGCAGGGGAUGCAGACAAGUGGCAGGAUCAAAUCGACGACAUGGAGGACGAGAUUGACGAGAUUAUGAGGGAGGAGAAGGAGGAGAAGCAGCUUGCACAGGUGGAGAUGCAGGUCAAGAAGGGCGAAAACAUGAUCAAGUACGAGGAGGAGAUUGGUGCGCGACCCAAGCGCACGUGGUUCGAGUCGGAACAGGACAAGCGAGCAGCUAAGGAAGCCGGGCGGGCCGAGCUCAACGGCGUGCGCGACAAGAUGAAGGCCAAGGGGGCCGGCCAUCUCAGCAACAAAGACAAGAAGAAGCUCGACUCCAAGGCGGAGAGAAAAUCUGGAGAAGACAAAGUCUGGAAGAAGGGACGCGCCGAGAGAGACGGCAAGGGAGCCGUGCUGAACUUCAAGAAGGACAAGAAGCCAAAGUCGGCAGAAGGCCCAAAGGCAGGCGGUGCGAAGAAGUCAUUCAAGGUGAAGAAGAGGAAGUGAAUUUUAAUGGUGGCAUAGACCUCCUCCAGAAGGGGCAGUGCUAAUCUCCUGGACAAAAUACCACGUGCAGUUAUUUACAAAUAUUAUAUUACCGACUUUGGUAAGGAGAAGGGCGUUGAUAACCAACCUAUAAACAGCC
Messenger RNA from Lasiosphaeria miniovina, 2737 nucleotides. RefSeq names its product P-loop containing nucleoside triphosphate hydrolase protein. The record is from RefSeq and is a predicted model, not a curated record. The coding region runs from base 103 to 2598 and encodes 831 amino acids. The transcript is spliced from 2 exons. NCBI's taxonomy places the organism in Eukaryota, Fungi, Ascomycota, Sordariomycetes, Sordariales, Lasiosphaeriaceae. Gene Ontology annotation, molecular function: nucleic acid binding; RNA helicase activity; ATP binding.